CCCGACCCUUUCUCAAACUCCAGCUAUGGUUCACUGCUGGAACCAUGGGAACAUCACCCGCUCUAAAGCAGAAGAGCUGCUCUCCAAGACCGGGAAAGAUGGGAGCUUCCUAGUACGUGCCAGUGAGUCCAUCUCCCGGGCAUAUGCUUUGUGUGUAUUGUACCACAAUUGUGUUUAUACGUACAGGAUUCUGCCCAAUGAAGAUGAGAAGUUCACCGUCCAGGCAUCUGAAGGUGUUCCGAUGAGGUUUUUCACAAGCUUAGAACAGCUGAUUGACUUUUAUAAGAAGGAGAAUAUGGGCUUGGUGACCCACCUUCAAUACCCAGUCCAGCUGGAAGAGGAGGAUGCAGCGGAUGACCCAGAGGAAGAAACAGAGUUUAUCAUGUCUCCACCCGAAUUGCCACCACGAAACAUUCCUUUACCUGCUGUUCUAAGUGAGGCUAAAGAAACCAUUCUUUCGAGUGACAGUUCCCGAGGGGCAGAAAUCAGCAAGCUGUCUAUCUCUGAGACGUUACUUCAGCGACUACAGUAUUUGGAUACCAGCGGUCUUCCAGAAGAGCAUCUGAAAGCCAUCCAGGAUUACCUCAACAACCAGGUCACCUCAGACUUCGAGUUUGCCAAGACGGGAUCCAGCAACCUCCCCCAGCUGAAGAAACUGACCAUGCUUCUCUGCAAAGACCUGUACAGUGAAGUCACCAGGACCCUGCCUUCCCUGGAAUCCAUGCAGAAGUUGUUCGACCAGCAGCUGUCCCCCGGCAUCCGGCCACGUCCUCAGGUGCCCGGUGAAGCCAAUCCAGCAAAUAUGAUAGUGAAACUCAGCCAGCUGACCAGUUUGCUGUCCUCUAUCGAAGACAAGGUAAAGACAUUAUUGGUGGAAGGUCCUGAAUCAACACAUCGACGUUCGCUCAUCCCUCCCGUCACCUUUGAGGUGAAAGCAGAAUCUCUGGGAAUUCCUCAGAAAAUGCAGCUCAAAGUGGAUGUUGAGACUGGAAAAUUGAUUAUCAAAAAAUCCAAGGACGGUCCAGAAGACAAAUUCUUCAGCCACAAGAAAAUUCUACAGCUCAUCAAGUCCCAGAAGUUUCCUAACAAGUUAGUGAUUGUGGUGGAGACCGAAAAGGAGAAAACUCUACGGAAAGAAUAUAUUUUUGCUGAUUCCAAGAAGAGAGAGGGGUUUUGCCAGCUUCUCCAGCAGAUGAAGAACAAACACUCAGAGCAACCAGAACCUGACAUGAUCACAAUCUUCAUUGGAACCUGGAAUAUGGGUGAUGCGCCUCCUCCCAAGAAGAUCACGUCCUGGUUUCUGUCCAAGGGGCAGGGAAAGACCCGGGAUGACUCAGCUGACUACAUCCCCCAUGACAUCUAUGUGAUCGGUACCCAGGAAGAUCCCCUGGGGGAGAAGGAGUGGCUUGAGAUACUGAAGCAUUCUCUGCAGGAGAUCACCAGUAUCAGCUUUAAAAUGAUUGCAAUCCACACCCUCUGGAACAUCCGGAUUGUUGUUCUAGCAAAGCCUGAACAUGAAAACAGGAUCAGCCACAUCUGCACAGAUACCGUGAAGACGGGAAUUGCCAACACUCUGGGUAAUAAAGGAGCUGUAGGAGUGUCAUUCAUGUUUAAUGGAACCUCAUUAGGAUUCGUUAACAGCCACUUGACUUCGGGGAGUGAAAAAAAACUCAGACGGAACCAAAACUACAUGAGUAUUCUCCGCUUCCUGGCAUUGGGAGACAAGAAGUUGAGUCCUUUUAACAUCACUCAUCGUUUUACUCAUCUUUUCUGGCUGGGAGACCUGAACUAUCGGGUGGAGCUGCCCCCGACGGAAGCAGAAAAUAUUAUCCAGAAAAUCAAGCAGCAACAGUUCCCAGACCUACUGAUUCAUGAUCAGCUUCUCAUGGAGAGAAAGGAUCAAAAGGUUUUCCUGAAUUUUGAGGAAGAAGAGAUAACCUUUGCCCCAACCUACCGCUUUGAAAGACUGACUCGGGAAAAGUAUGCUUACACUAAGCAGAAAGCAACAGGGAUGAAGUACAAUCUACCAUCCUGGUGUGAUCGUGUGCUCUGGAAAUCAUACCCCCUGGUACAUGUGGUAUGCCAGUCUUAUGGCAGCACCAGUGACAUCAUGACAAGUGACCACAGUCCUGUCUUCGCCACAUUCGAAGCUGGGGUCACCUCUCAGUUUGUCUCCAAGAAUGGUCCAGGCAACGUGGACUCUCAGGGACAGAUCGAGUUUCUGAACUGCUAUGCAACACUGAAGACGAAGUCACAGACAAAAUUCUACCUUGAGUUUCACUCCAGCUGCUUAGAAAGUUUUGUUAAGAGUCAGGAAGGAGAAAAUGAAGAAGGAAAUGAAGGGGAAUUGGUGGUGAAGUUUGUGGAAGCCCUUCCAAAGCUAACACCGAUCAUUUCGGACCCCGAGUACCUGCUAGACCAGCACAUCCUGAUCAGCAUUAAAUCAUCAGACAGUGACGAGUCCUAUGGUGAAGGCUGUGUGGCCUUACGAUUAGAAGCCACCGAGUCACGGCUCCCCAUACACGCUGUGCUCACCCACCACGGAGAGAUGAUGGGACACUUCCGAGGGGAGAUCAAACUGCAGACCUCCCAGGGGAAACAGAGAGAAAAACUUUACGACUUUGUCAAGACUGAACGGGAUGAAUCCAUUGUGCAAAAAUCCCUGAAGGGCCCUGAAACCUUCAAGCAGUGGGAUCCUGUUAACCGGAAAUCGAAAAACCCUCACUUGAUGGCAGAGGAAGCAGCCGCCAUGGCAAGAAUCCGGGCUCCUCCUCCAAGCUGCCCAGACCCUCCAGGGAAAGACGAUAUCUCACGAACACCUCAUUUCAGUGGCUCUAACAUCACCGAGAUCAUCAAUCCAAACUACAUGGGAAUGGGACCUUUUGUUACCCAGAUGAGCACCCAGGUGAAGCAGACCCUUUCACCUGACCAACAACCAACCCUUUGGAGCUAUGACCAGCCCCUCAAGGACAGCUCCCUUGUGCCUGGCUGGGGAGACUCUCCCCCGACGCCACCCUCCCAGCCUCCCGUGUCUCCAAAAAAGUUCUCUCCCUCAUCCUCUCACCGAGGCCCCGGUCCCAAGACUCAAGAGCAACUGCCGGGUGACCCGGGAAAGAGCGUGGCGGAGCACUUAUCCCAAGAGGACCUGCAGCCCGAGAUGUUUGAGAACCCCCUCUACGGGUCCGUGAGCUCUUUCUCUAAGAUGGCACCGCGGAAAGAGCAAGACUCCCCGAAGGCCUCACGGAAGGAGCGGCAGCCCGGCCCCGAGCCCCCUCUGAGCUUCCUGCUCACCAAACCCCCCGAAGCUGAAAGUAAAUUGGCCGGCAAACAGCUCUCCGCCCCCUUCCUCACCCCCAUGCCUCGGCUGUGCUCCCACACUUGCUCCUUCUCCGCAGACGGGAAGACAGCGUCCGGAGGGGAAAAGGCCCAGAGCAAGCCGAAGCCGUCCACCACCUCGGAAACCCCAGUGCCGGCCAAGAGGCCGGUCAAGCCCGCCAGGUCGGAGAUGGGCCAUCAGGGGAACCAAGGACUGAGCAACAGGCCACCUCUCCCCGCCAAGAGUCAGGCCGUGCUGCACCUGCAGCACUUCAAAGGCCGAGAUUACCGGGAAAGCUCCGAGCUCCCACACCACGGGAAGCACCGGCCAGAGGAAGGGCCGGUGAGCAGGACCCCCAUGCAGUAAAUGUUACCUGGCUAGCCAUGUUCUGGAAGGAGCCUAUUGUCCUCCGGCCUGAUAUUCCUAACAUCAUUUGCGGGACUUCUUGUUUUGUGAGAAAAAGACUAGCUCCUUUGCUGUCAGUAGAUAGUGCUGCCGGCUGAGAAAUUUAAUAUGAAUUGUUCAGGUCAGAAAGAGAAAAAGAAUGCUGGCAGGAUUCACUGUUAUGGUUUUACCUUGGUACUACCAGACCUCUGGGAGAAUAAAUGUGGCCAUUUCAGGAAGAUGGAAGAAGGUACGGAUAAGGAACUAAAGGACUCUACUGGAUGUUGGUGUGUUGUUGUUUUUUUCACCCCAGCUAAUAAGAAACUGCAUACCCGGUAUUUGUCCUAAGCAAUAAUCACCGACAGUGGAGUGUGUGGGGAUGGCAAAGCAUUAAAAUAGAAAACAGGACCACUUCGUCUCAGGAAACCAGAUGUAAGUGGGGAAGCAAACUGAACUAAGUCAUGUUAGUGUGCUAAAGCAACUGACAACUUUCAGGUUUUCAGUAAACUACGAGUAAAGGGUACAUUGCAACUUGCCGCUCUGCAGGAAUCCCAGGCACGGUUUGCACUGGAGACCGUCUGCCUCCAGCCAUUUGUGGGGAGACCAGUGAGAAGGCAGUUAGCUUAUGGGAAGGCUCCCUGGAGCUCAGGAUCUGAUCCAAAACCCGGGAAAAACCGAUCGAGAGAAGAAUUCCUGCCUCACCCCAGCCUACGGCUGCAGCCCAUCCCGGGGGCACCCAAUCCCUUUGGGGACCUGGCUCAGAUUCUCUUUUGUACUAGCAGGAAUGCCCGGCUUCACCAAGGGGCAGUCAGCCCUCGCUGUUUUUCCCUCCUCUCUGGCCCCUCAUCCUCACUAACUCACUCAAACCCACCCAGAGAUUGUGGGACAGGCCAAACCAGUAAGCAGUGCGGCGGUCACGGAGCCGCCACUGCUUCCCAGGCAACGGGAUAGGGGCUGGCUUGCUUUCUGCCCUCCUCCCCAUGCUGCCGCUUCUUGCUACACUCCUUGGAAUUCUCUUCACUGCAGGGAGUCCAAGAAGAAGCAGAUAAGCCGUGGUAGGAACGGGGAGAGAAGCAGCAUCUGCUGCUAUGGUUACCAUACUGGCCAAGAUCACUGUUCUCCGAAGGCAGGAGAAAUUGGGUUCCUAUCUCCAUGGAGUCUGCCCUGCUGCUGCACAGGGCACAUCUCCAGUCAAAAUACGUUGAAAGAGGUUCAGAUGCAAAUAGAUACACCCCUAGCAAAUAGAUCUUUUUCCAUCCCCCAGAACAGACCCAUCCCUCUCCUCUCAGAUGCCCCAAAAAUCUGCAGGGGGAUUCAGCUAGUCUUAUAUUCAUCAGAUUCUCAAGUCACAUCUAACACCAAGUUCUCUCCUGUUGGUUCCAACAUCGUAGGCCCUGCUCCGUCCUAAAAGUCUGGGGGAGAACACUUUUUUUUGGUUCAUAGCUCUCUCUGUGCCUGAAAAUAGAAAAGGCUUCCAGAGCCUGUACCUCAACCUCUGAGUUGUUUGGGUGGGGUAGGGGGCUUUAAUCGCUUUCUUUUUUUGUCAUAAUUUAAAAGAUGAAGAGUAUACGACAUACUUCCCUGCUGGCAACCAGAAUUCUGUGUGUAUGUUUGGGUGUGUGUAUGUUUGGGAGUGUGCGUACCUGUGUUGUGUGCGUAUGUUUGGGUGAAUGUACUAGUAGGUAAGAUUUGUUUCAACUCCCAGUCAUGUAUAUUGAAAGCUUUUCUGCUCUGUGAGCCAUGGUCCUAAUAAACCCUAUUUUUCUUCACUCUG
Molecule: messenger RNA, 5474 nt
Organism: Tachyglossus aculeatus (Australian echidna)
Lineage: Eukaryota; Metazoa; Chordata; Mammalia; Monotremata; Tachyglossidae
Gene: INPP5D
Product: inositol polyphosphate-5-phosphatase D
Exons: 28
Coding region: 26-3682 (1218 amino acids)
Biological process (GO): phosphatidylinositol dephosphorylation
Molecular function (GO): phosphatase activity
Source: RefSeq, a predicted model, not a curated record